AGAGAAGAUUUGAUAUUUUAUUUACCGAAUGGGAUAAGGCAAAAGUAGUUAGGCUGCACGGUAAAUAUUCAGUCCGCGAAAGAAGAAAGUUGUGAUUAUUAGGUAAUAGUCCUACACCCCAAACAAUGGCUUUGCGAAAUGUUUUAAAGUGUACCAAUUCGUUAAUUCGUCGUCAAUUGAUGGUGACAUCAAAAUCCCAAAUUAAUGAACAAACGCGCAAUUUUACAUUAGGGGCAACAUUAAAGCAAGACGUAAAGAUCACAUUCAUAAGGGCCAGUGGUGAAAGAAUCCAGACGAAAGGCAAGGUUGGGGAUUCCCUGUUGGAUGUUGUGGUAAAUAAUGACAUAGACUUGGAUGGCUUUGGUGCUUGUGAGGGUACCCUGACGUGUUCAACAUGUCAUUUGAUAUUCAAACCAGCCGAUUAUAAUAAAUUGCCCGAUAAGCCCAGUGACGAGGAAUUGGAUAUGUUAGAUUUAGCCUAUGAUCUGACAGACACCUCACGCCUGGGCUGCCAAAUCACAUUAACGAAAGAUAUGGAUGGUUUAGAGGUACAUGUUCCUGCUACCAUCAAUGAUGCCCGUGCUGCGUAACCAAUAUUUAAAAUUGAUGACUUCGCUCAGGGUGAACCCAGAACAAAAAAAAAACCAAUUCCUUUGAACAUAGACCCGAUAGCAAUAUUCAUAACUAGUAAUUUUUAUAAUUUUAGGAAUUUUAAAUGUCAAUAAUGUCUUAUGAAUGAACCUCAUAUGAUAUAUAUAUAUAUUA
Messenger RNA from Stomoxys calcitrans (stable fly), 765 nucleotides. It is a transcript of the gene Fdx2, whose product is annotated as adrenodoxin-like protein 2, mitochondrial. The coding region runs from base 126 to 590 and encodes 154 amino acids. NCBI's taxonomy places the organism in Eukaryota, Metazoa, Arthropoda, Insecta, Diptera, Muscidae. The transcript is spliced from 2 exons. The record is from RefSeq and is a predicted model, not a curated record. Gene Ontology annotation, molecular function: 2 iron, 2 sulfur cluster binding. Gene Ontology annotation, cellular component: mitochondrion. Gene Ontology annotation, biological process: P450-containing electron transport chain; positive regulation of oxidoreductase activity.